CUUUCACAGCGAAGGAAAGCAGUUUUUCAAAAACCAGUUCCUCCAUUAGAAGAGGCCCUCAAACAAAUUCAGGAAUCUAACUUAAAAUCAGAAGUAAUCCUUCCCUCUUCCCACAGAUCAACAAUAAACUGGAGCCCAUGUGAGAGGACACUGGUUGAAAAGAAGAACAUCAUGCAUGGACCUUCAGGCCAAAAAAAAUACGAAUCAAAAGCCUAGAGGCAGCCCAAUAAACUAAACAACCAUCUUAAUAAGGCUGUCUUUCUACCCGCCUCUCCAAAUGCUUUUCCACCUGUGCAGAUCCAUUCCUGCCUGUCCAGCUGUCUCCACACCUGGCCCCUACCUACCUGAUCAGCUAUCUCCUUCACGGGCCCCAUUUCUAUCCCACCAUUCCCAAAUUAUUCCUAGCUAUCCAACUGUUUCUCCUACCCGCCAGCCCCGUACCCUGCCUAUCCCUCCCUCUGUCCCCUCUGCUCUUCCAAAGACCUUUUUACCAGCCCCGUUACUGUCCUCCCCAGUCAAAUAUCUUCCUCGCCCUCCAGCCCCAGUUACUUCCAGCUUUUCUAGCAGUCUCCCUCGUCUACCAGCCCCAGUUCCUUCUGGCCCACCUGACCAUCUACCCCACCCACCCCAAAGUUCUCCAAUCACUCCUGAUUCUGACUCACAGAGCAAGUUAUUUUACAAAACUUUUAGACCCAAACAUUUCCUUCCAGCACAGCGUUCUACCCCAGCCACUCUAAUGCCUGCCCUUGUUCGUCGUUCCCUUCCAGCUCGACUGGUUGUUUCCCCAACCCCUUUGGAAGCUCUCCCUGUUUUGAAGCCUUCCUGUUUGUUCAGUCAUCCCCCUCAUCAACCAGUCCCCACUCUUUCUUAUAUCACUCCGUUGCCUGAACAUCCUGCUAGUUUAGAUACUUUUCAGUCAGACCAGCAAUCUGUUCCACAAAUCACAACAUUGUCAAAUCUGCCCCAGGCCUUUGUAGACCAUCCAUCUGCCUCAGUUCUCUCCUGUCCACCUCCCUGUCAUUCUCCAUCCUCUUCUUUGUCUCUGUCUCCUUCUACUUCCACAUCCUCUUCUUCACCCUCUAUACAGGCUUCUUCCUCUUCAUCCAUUCUUUCCUCCUCUUCACCCUCCUCUUCUACUUCUCCAUUUUUACCUCCUUCAUCUAUCCCUCUUUUUUCCUCUCCUUUGCAAUCAGCUCCCUCUCCGUGGUUGCCCCCAACAUAUUUAGAUUUUCCCCCUCCAGUUCCUCCUGUAUCUUCUUCCUUUAUGAUUUCUUCUUCCUUUCCCCCCAUGCUUCACUCUCCCUCUCUUUCUACCUCCCCAUCUCCUUUUAUUCCUAUCCAUCCCUUCAAUCCUCCUCACUGGGGGAAGAAAGUAGAGAAGAGAAGAGAAGCAAGUGGAGUAGAGAAGAAAGAACUAGAGAAGAAAAAGUUGAGAGACGACAACUUUAAAGAGCUAUAAAUAAUGCCUUGCUUUCAUCAUUGUCAAAAAAUGAUCAGAAGCAUCAGAAACAUCUCUUAUCCAAAAUCAAUUGUGAUAAAGAAAUGAAGGAAAACAGCAGGGCAAACUUGACUGCUAACAAAGAUGUGUUCCAGCUUAAACUGGAGGAAACUCAGAAACUCCUAGAAGAUCAGCAUCUAAGCAGUUUGCAAAAUUUUUGUGAUGAAGUUAAUCAGAUAACAAAUUCUGAAACCCUCUCAAGCGUAGACAGUCUUGAGGCUGGGGAACAUGAAGAAAUAUAUUUAACACUUAAUAAGGAGCCUUCCACAUCAGUUCAGCAGAAUUCUAGUUUCCUCAAAUCAGCAAAUCUGCAAUCAACUGAUCUAAGCUGCUUUGAUGAAGAUAAACUGUCAUUCUCUAAAACUCAACAUAUAAAUAAUUGGCUUACAAAUUUAGAUGAUCCAAAUACUCAGAUUGUCACAUCUUGCUCAGAUAUUUUUAGUAAACCUAAUGCUCUACCUUCCUGUGAAUGUUUUAAUAGUAAAGAACAAACUCCAUCUGCUCUGAGUAGAGCUGUGGAAAGAGCCACAGAUACUGCUAAUAAUUCGGUAGCUUUUGUAUAUAGUCCACCUACAUUUGUUCAAGAUAAAAAAAGUGAAAAGACCUCUGAAACUAGUACUCUGAGGACAACUGACUCCUCUUCUGAAGCAUUCAAAAGGGAAAGACCAUUAGUUACUGACAGCCCAACGUUUAAAUUCAGCAAAACCUGGACCACUCCACAUUCUCUAACCCAGGAAAUGGCUACAUUUUCAGACGAAAAGAAAUAUUCUGAAAUAACUCAAGAAAAAAGAACUACUUCAAUUCCUACUUCAUUUGUACCUGUGGCAACGCCUUUAGUUUUGCCAUCUAAUAGACAAUCAGCUAGGCCUUUACCAAACAGCAGUAUACAGAUAAAAGAAAUCGACCCAGUGCAGUGUUCUGAUAAGUUAGGGGAAUUGAAAGAUGUUAAAGAUGAAAAGAUAAAAUAUUUUAAUUGUAAUAAGGAAGAGUUGCCUUUAUUUUCAAAUGACCUUCAAGCUGCCUAUAUACCUCACAACUCUGAUUCAAAAGAUAAAAAACAGGAAAUAGCUGAAACACCAACGUCAUUGUCUAAUAUGAUAUCUAAUUGUGACUUAGUUGCCCAACACAAAAAAAAGAAAUAUGACAUUCAUGAGAGAAAUGGGGUGAAGUUUCUUAAAAGUAUUUUAAAAAAAGAAUCUAAGUACGAACAUGAUUGUUUUAAGACACUAGUUAUAAACCAAGGCUUUGAGUUAGGAAGUCAAAAAGCAGCAGCUAUCAGAGAUAGUAUUGAAUUAACAAAAGAAAAAGGAAAAGGUGCAGAAAUUCCAAAGACUAUUAAAAAACUGAGAUGGUUUGAUGAAACUGGAGAUGCAGAAAAAAAUGCUGAAGAUAAUCAUUCACUGAAGAAUAGAACAGGAAUAUCUCAACAGUGGUCUCAACCAUUCCACACUCAAAAUGAAAGCGGUGCUGCCAACAACAUAAUUAGUGUUCCUGCCUGUGCUGUAAAUUCUGCUGAUAGAAAAAAGCCCAAAGAUGAUUCUAGCUCUGAAAAUGUCGCUGCUUUAGGAGGACCUGGAAGAGACUAUGUGCCUUUGAACUGUUUUAUACCUUCAGAUUAUAACAUUGCUGAACAAGCCUGGCCAGCCUCAAGACAAGAGGAAAGUAAAUCCCCUGUAUAUAGUGGUGAUUCUAAAACUCAGAAAGCUAAUCCACAAAGAGGUGGAGCAAAAGUAGUUAGAAGAACAAGAUCUGCUAAAGUCCAAUCAGGCUUUAUAUACACGAACAGAAAAGGCACUGUUAUUCGAUCACAGUCUGCAGGCAAAGCCAACACAUUUUUACAAGCUCAGGGUAGAUUAAUUGUACCUCAUCCCCCUCCUAAAUCUCCAUCAAAUAUUAGGAGUCAUAAAAAUAUACAAGCAUCUCAAUGUCAAUCAGUAAGGUCUGAAAAUUCUCAAAACAUUAUUACACAUAACUAUUUAAAUUCAAAGCCUGUGCUUCCAACAGAAGACAAAGUGAAUCAGUGGAAUCAAGAAAGUAGUCUUCCACUCUCACGUGUUUGUUCUGACUUAGACACUGUGAUGCCAUCUCUACCUUAUUGUUCUUCUGAGUGCCAAACUUUAGCAAAAGUAAAUCAUUCAAAUGGCACUCACAUGGUUGCUCAGCAAGAUGGGACGUUACAUUAUACCCAAAGAUGUCCUGUUUAUGAAGAAAGUCAUCAUUCUGUGACUCUUAGAACUACUAAAGAAGAAUCUGUUCCCUUGUGGAAAAGACAGUGUAAUAUUCUGGGUCAAAAUGAAAAGGCUGCUGAUUCUACUGUUAUAAGAAGAAAACGAACUGUUGAAAAUAAGCAGAGAAAUCUUUUAGAGCAGAAAAGAGAAAACUCUGGAUCUGUAGGACAGAAGUACAGUGAACAAAUGAAUAAUUUUGGACAAAGUGUCCAGCUGAGUUCAAGUGAGCCAAAAAAAACCACAAGGGGUACUUCUAAUAUUGAAGAAGUUUCAGACAGUACUUCUGAGUUUUUGAUGGCUGAAAACCUGGUGAAAGCUUCAGUGCCUGAGGAUGAAAUUCUAACUGUCAUGAAUAGCAAGCAGCUGCAGAAACCAAAUCUGGCUUUAAAUAAGACCCAGCGAUUCAACAUCUGUGCACUAUCAGCUGAAGAACAGAAGAUCCUACAAUCCCUAAAUCGUCUCAAUGAAAGGUUACACUUACUAUGUACAAGAAACUAUUUGCAAAAAUCCACGCAUCAAAAAUACCUUACAAAUAAUAUCACUUCCGAACAGCCAGCCAAGGGCCAGUCUCUCUCGUGAUGUCGGACCCAGACUGCAGAGGCGACACUGACGAAGCACAACAGCAACUGUGAAAUGGAAUCAUUAUCUUCGAGAAUCUUGUAUAAAUAUAUAAUACAGUUCUGCAUUUGUUAAUGACUUAAAACACUGUCACCACAAAAUAAAGGUAAAUCAUAAUAUGGGUAAUGGAGAUAAAUUGACUAGUUUACGUUUAUGCUACAAAUUCUACUUCAUUAUGUAUUUUAUUGUUAAAUACAUUUUUAAUGAAUGGAAAUACUUUAUUGUUUUUAAUGAGCAUGCUACUGGAAAUAAAUUCAUUAUAUUUAAAAAUACAACAGAGGAUAUUUUGUUAUUCAAAUUAUGUAUUAACUAUAGUUGUGAAGCUUUGUUUUUCUGUAAUUCCUAAUAAAUUCUAUUAAAUUUUUGUACAAUGAUGUAAAAAGUUUAUGACUAAUAAUAUCCCAUAUAUAUAGUAAAGCUGUUUAUUUAGGGCUUUGAAGGACCUCUGUACUUUGGAGAUGUUACCAAAAGGUCUUGUUCUCAAUUUUGCAUGUUCAGAAAUUAAAGUUAUCACUUUAUCCAUGGGUAAUUGGUCUCUAAAGAACUGACUAUACUAGCAAAGCUCACGAGGUAAAUGGUAAA
This is a messenger RNA of Equus quagga, 4926 nucleotides long. RefSeq names its product centrosomal protein 126 (gene CEP126). The transcript is spliced from 10 exons. Gene Ontology annotation, cellular component: midbody; ciliary base; centrosome. The coding region runs from base 1543 to 4305 and encodes 920 amino acids. Lineage: Eukaryota; Metazoa; Chordata; Mammalia; Perissodactyla; Equidae. Gene Ontology annotation, biological process: mitotic spindle organization; non-motile cilium assembly; cytoplasmic microtubule organization. The record is from RefSeq and is a predicted model, not a curated record.